This is a messenger RNA of Fusarium oxysporum Fo47, 470 nucleotides long. RefSeq lists its product as uncharacterized. The record is from RefSeq and is a predicted model, not a curated record. The transcript has 2 exons. Bases 117 to 335 code for a protein of 72 amino acids. Lineage: Eukaryota; Fungi; Ascomycota; Sordariomycetes; Hypocreales; Nectriaceae.
UGUAAAUCCCCUCUUCUACCGGCUAGGUCCUAUGGAUUUCAUAUCCUACUUUUCCUGAGCAAUUAGUUCCUCAGCCCUGUAAGAGGGCGAUAAAAGCCCUUGCAAAAACAGGUAACAUGGCGGCUAUGGGCUAUACCCUCAAGCCCAAACAUGUUGCAGAGAGUCAUAUCCAGCUUAUCAUUCAGGAACUGCGUGACAUGGACCGCGGUCUGCGCAACACCGUCAAGCAUCAGCAAAUAGCUGUGGAAGCGAGUUUGGUUGAAUGGAGGCGCCGCGAACUAUCAACAAAUGCGAAUACUAAGAACCUAAUGGAAGGAAUAGUGCCGAAUAAUUAGACAGAUAUAAAUUGCAGAAGGCCAUGGCGCUCUAUGCGGCUGGGGAUGCAACAAUCCCCCGCCCCACAACUGUGCAGUCCAUUGUCAUCGACAUAACAAACUCAAUUUAACUCGAAACCACAAUUUCUCAUGCAA